AUGGCACACUUGAGAGGACGCAGGUUUCUGACCUGCUUCUACUGCGGAAAACGCUCGUCGACGCGCUACGACGGCCUGAUUCGCGAAUUUCUUUGCCUUCACUGCGAUGCUACUAACUACUUGGACGAGCGUGGAGAAAUUACCGAUCCUCCUGUAGCAAAGACGACUUCUGAACCCGCGCCAAAAACAUACGCGAUUCCGCGCUCCCAGUCUCCAGACUUCCCCAGCCCUUCCCAAAGCAUCUUCUGUUCGACAUGCCUCAAGAACCAGCAUCUGUUUACAAGCUCCCUAGCGCAGUACCUCCCUGAGGAUACGGACCACCCGGACUAUGCGGAACUAGAGAAGAACAUGUACAAGUUCCGCAGGCGUCUCGAGCAGCGAUACCCUCAAAUAUGUGCAGAAUGCGAACCUAAAGUCCACUCAAAGCUGGAUCAGGCUGGCUAUACCGCCCGGACAGAUCACCUGCGACGAAUGAUGGAUAGGAGUAGAAAGAACCGUGUCGUGCCCAGGAAGACAACCCCUUUGGAUGUAUCAGCAACGCUGGGUAGGUGGCUUUGGCUAGGUGGUAUCGUCUGCCAGUACAUGUGGCAUUUGGCGUCUCUAGCAGCUGUGUUUGCAAGCCAGGACGACGAACCGCUGAGAGACCCCGAUGCGACUUCGACCUGGGUGCAGAGGCUUUCGCUAGCCCUGACACUGCUUCUUCCUAAACCGGAGCGGUUGAUUUACUGGAGUUUGUGGGCGAACGCACUGAGCAUCUGGUGGAACCCGAAGUUUGCGCAGGUCUUUCGCGGGUUUUCUCGGCAUAUUUUAGGCCUCGGUCAAUGGUAUACCUUCCAGGGUCUGAUUAUCUUGACGAGGUUUAUGGCCAUGAACAUGACGGAAAUGAGGGGCGGCCGAUCAGGGCAGGGGAGCGCGCAGAUGAGCCUCCACGGCCUAAUGGCAUUGCUUAUGAUGGCGAUUUACGUUCUCGCUCAACGAUCAGUGCGCAUCGAUACAACUCCACUGUUCCAGACAACGGGAACUCCUGCCUCAUCACCCCCGAGACCGCAAGCGGAACGCAAAGAGGACGACACGAAGAAUAUGUCCAACUUGCUUGACGAUAUAUUGGCGGAGUCAGGUCACACACCGAGAAUACCCCCAAGCCCAACCAGUGUUGGCUCAAACUCGCCAGCGCUGUUCAAGCGGGAACUGCAGCACCGGACAAGCAAUCGCAGCUUCCGUGUCAGCACUCCUGAGCCUCAGACACAGCAACCCCAGGUCCACUAUUCGGAGGAAAUGGACUGGUCUCCGACGCAGUCUAAACACCGAGCAUUCAAUGACUUUGGACCUCCAAAGGCACCGAACCAGGUAUUCGGGCAGCCUCCUCAAGGUCCGAACGCCAGCCCAUUUUGGUACAAGGUGCCUCCUGCACCGAUAGCUCCGGCGCAGAGGUUGCGAAACGGGCCAAAGCCGCUCAUUACCAAGCCGGUGGAGAAGCAGUCUAUCUUUGCGACUAGCAGUAUGAACGCAUCAAAUGCCCACGCGGCAGCCGACGGCGACAAGGAGAAGUUGGGAGAUGUGGCUUUUGCGCAGCCCAAGUUCUUCGCCCCUUCGGCGUCCAACCCCAGCGACCCGCGAAGCUCCUUGGCCGAUCUUCUCAACUCGAGCUUCAGCCUGAGCCAAGACGACCCCGAUGAAGGAGAUGACAAUGGCGGGGGCUUCGAAUCAAGAAAUAUGAGCGCCGAGACGGCAAACAACGGGCCCUCGGCAAGAACUGCCGGGCUACGGAACAACCGGCUGCUAGACGUUUUCACCUUGGCGACUCUCCUCGCCGCUUGGCUUCAUGCAACAUCUGCAUCAUACCCAUACAGCCGGGACGUGAUGCUCGGGGCGAUGGUGCUCAGCAUGGCCAUCGCUGUUCAUCUUACGGGAGACGCUAUCAAAGAUAUGCGUAGAGAGGUCACGCCUAGCUGGGCAUCCAUCAUCAACACGUCGCUGGGCAUCGGCGAACUAGCCGUGGCGUGUCACUUUGCGCUUCAGAUCUGGGACAGUCGUAUGCCAGAGGCAACAUCUUGCGUACAGGGUGCGUCAGUUAUUGGCGCGAUGCUGGUGCAUGAGAUGUGGAACGCUGCUUGUUGA
Colletotrichum truncatum is the source of this 2118-nucleotide messenger RNA. RefSeq lists its product as uncharacterized. Gene Ontology annotation, cellular component: microtubule organizing center attachment site; mitotic spindle pole body; chromosome, centromeric core domain. The record is from RefSeq and is a predicted model, not a curated record. Gene Ontology annotation, biological process: nuclear inner membrane organization. Lineage: Eukaryota; Fungi; Ascomycota; Sordariomycetes; Glomerellales; Glomerellaceae.